AUGAAAGAUAUUACGUAUAAGAUUUCACUGAAAUUUCAUGGCUUUUUCUACCGCUUCUUUUCCCACCAUCGUUUGCGCAACAUUGUUGGUCGGCUCCCUAUCGGUCCCCGGCCGGAUGCGGACACAGUACUGAAAUCCGACACAUCGAACGGCCCGACAACGACCGCCGCCAGCAAGGGUCGCCCUGGAACGGGAAAGAUUGCCACCGCCACCGGAAGCGCAAAAACGCAAACACCACCGAAAGCCGGCACUACUAGUGCUGGUUCGUGCUCGAACGUGCCCACCACUACCGGCACGCCAGCUACAACCGCCACAACCACCAGCAACCCUUCGAAGGCACCUCGAGCAUCCCGCACGGCCAAACAAUCGAUAGUGGCUAACGGGCGGGCGAAGACGAGCGUCGCUCGACAUCACAACCACUACCACCACCACCACCAUCAUCACCUCCCCCAGCAGCAUCAGCAGCAGCCGGGUCAGCCUUCGGCAGCCAUCUCGGCCUUCGCAGCAACGCCGCAGCAGCAGAGUCAACCGUCGCUCAAGCACUACCACAUUCCGCUGCAAGACACCUACCAGGCCUCGCAGCAACCCCUGCAGCCACUGCAGCUGACCACGCUGCGGCUCGGCCAGAGCUCGUUCUAUGCACCACCUCCACCGCCUCCGCCACCCCCACCGCCACCAGCGACCCAACACUCAACAGCACCCGGACUGCCGGUCGCGUCGGCGUGUCACCCUCCACAGACGCUCUCGCUCGUCCUCCCACCGUGCAACGGCGGAACGUCCUACCUGGGCCAGCUGUCCGUGUCCCCCUCGACGACAUCUUCCCACCAGUGCCACCUGCACCAUCACUACCACCCGCAACCGGCCGGUCGGAUUGCGGUGAUUUCCUCGCCAAUGUCUCCACCCGGUUCGUGCUGUGGCGCCGGCCCCGGUGGCCAUCCGCGACCGACCGAGCUGAACUGCUGCCAGGGUGCGCAGGCGACACCCAAGCCGGACAUUCCGACGCCCACGCUGGUGAAGGUGAAGGCUUGGUAUACGGUGACCAAGCAGGGCCUGUCCUACUGAGAUACGGCGACGUAGAUCGGUACCGGCGGUGGAUCGGGCCGACGGUUCUCUGGUCGUUCGACAACGGAUUGUGGAACGCGGCAUAAA
Molecule: messenger RNA, 1149 nt
Organism: Anopheles coustani
Lineage: Eukaryota; Metazoa; Arthropoda; Insecta; Diptera; Culicidae
Product: IQ motif and SEC7 domain-containing protein 2-like
Exons: 2
Coding region: 1-1062 (353 amino acids)
Source: RefSeq, a predicted model, not a curated record